GAUCCCCUGUGCGAAUCCCCUUGACCAAGCUGCCUGCUUCCAGGCUGGCUGCUGCUAUGAUGGGACUGACCCAACUAUUCCUUGCUACUAUGGAAACACAGUCACUCUUCAGUGCCUCAUGGAUGGUCACUUUAUUCUGGUGGUCUCCAGGGACAUGUCUGACCACCCCAUCAUCCUGGACAAUGUACGGCUAGCCUAUGCCCAGGCAGGGUGCAAUCCCAUCAGGAUGACAGAAGCUUUUGUGCUCUUCCGCUUCCCCGUCACACAAUGUGGCACCACAGUACAGGUGAUUGGGGACAAAUUGAUCUAUGAGAAUCAGCUGAUCUCUGGCAUUGACAUACAGACUGGGCCACAGGGCUCCAUCACUCGGGACAGCACCUUCAUCCUCCAUGCUCGCUGCAUCUACAAUGCCAGUGACUUCCUGCCAGUCCAGGUCAAGAUCUUCUUGCCCCCUAUACCUGCACCAGUCACCCAGGCAGGACCCCUCCGGUUUGAGCUGCGCAUCGCCACAGACCUGAGCUACACAUCCUAUCUCACGGAGAGAGACUAUCCUGUGGUGAAGGUGCUCCGGGACCCAGUCUAUGUGGAGGUUCGCAUCCUGCAAAGAACAGACCCAUCCCUGGUUCUGGUUCUGCACCAGUGCUGGGCCACCCCAAGUGCUAACCCCGUGCAGCAGCCACAGUGGCCCAUCCUGGUGGACGGGUGCCCAUUCCUAGGAGACAACUACAGAACCCAGCUUGUGCCCAUGGGCCCUGCCUCAUCUGAGCUGCCCUUCCCAACUCAUCACCAGCGCUUUGUCCUCUCCACCUUUGCCUUUGUGGACUCUACUUCCCAGAUGGUGCUCGAGGGACUGGUGUACAUCUUCUGUAGUGCUGCUGCCUGUUCACCAUCCCAGCUGGAGUCCUGCGGGACCAUAUGCCCAUCAGGGGUAACAGCAAGAGGCCGUCGGUUCCUGACUAUCCAAAAUGAGACAGAGCCUCUCAAUGUGGUGAGCUCUCGUGGGCCUGUGACUUUCCAGAACAGCCCAGAGGCAUUCAAAGAGCCAGUCUAUGGGAAUGAAGACCCUGUCUCUAGACUGGACUUGUCCCCUGUGCUCCUGGCUGGGCUCUUGCUGGUGGUUGUGGUCUCCAUCCUCACUGCUGUGAUCAUGCUUUGGAAGAGAAAAGGCUGGAUGACCAGGUUCCAAAACCCUCAUGAAGGAACAUUGUAACAAAAAAC
Terrapene triunguis (Three-toed box turtle) is the source of this 1218-nucleotide messenger RNA. RefSeq names its product zona pellucida sperm-binding protein 1-like. The record is from RefSeq and is a predicted model, not a curated record. Gene Ontology annotation, molecular function: acrosin binding; structural constituent of egg coat. Bases 119 to 1210 code for a protein of 363 amino acids. The transcript is spliced from 9 exons. NCBI's taxonomy places the organism in Eukaryota, Metazoa, Chordata, Testudines, Emydidae. Gene Ontology annotation, biological process: prevention of polyspermy; binding of sperm to zona pellucida. Gene Ontology annotation, cellular component: egg coat.